AUGAAAGCAGCAAAACUUCAGGACAUAUUUUUGAUACUUUGUUACAUUUUUGUACAAAUUGCAGUGGAACCUGUCGUGAGCAUUCUUUCGUACGAAAAUAAAAAUUUCCUUAAAAUCAAACAAGAUCCAACUACGUAUCAGUUAGCAUCAUCUUAUAGAAAUAAAAAGCAUGUUUCUGAUAGACACUCAAACGAUACUACUCCACGUGAAAAUACUAUGAUGAAUGCGUUUAGAACGUCACGCAACACUCCUGUAGGAACGAGUCGAAACUAUAGCCAAAAUAAAAACAACAAUGCUCAUGAUAAGCCUAUUUCUCAGUACAAAAAGUGGCAAGUUGGACGAGUAAGUCGAAAACAAUAUGAAAUUAUAAACAUGCUGUGGAGAAAAACAAAGAUAUUUGUUGAUGUGGAAUCGACCACUUCUACCCAUCUUCAUAGACGUAGUAAUGGGAGUGAAAGAAUCUUAGACAGUGUUCCUGUUUAUCGUUCACCUCUCGUAAGAGUUCCGCCUCGGCCAAGCGUCUCAUCUACAACUCCAAGUUUUAUUGAAUUCUAUUAUUUGGAUGAAUCAGAUGAUCGUUUGAAAGAUUUUCCAUCUAAAAAAUUAGUUCAGGUUCCAAAUCGUAGCAGAGAACAGCAACUUAGAAAUGAAAACCGUGAAUUUGUUCUUGCAAAUUCCCAUUUAUUUUCCUUUCGCAUUGACGAUAACGCCUACAAACAGACGAAGACACACACGGCCACCAGAUUUUCACAACCGACAAAUAAAAUGAGAAGACGUAAAACUAGAACCCAUGAUUCUGCUUUAACUGGGUUUGAGAGUCUUAAUUCCUUAACACCUUCAUAUAAAUUUUCUCGUCUGCAACGUCCACAUGUUAAGUCUGAUAACUUGAUAGCACCGAAAUCUUCAAGAGAAAUUAAAAUGAAUGUUACAGUAAAUACCUCAACUACAACUAUUGCAAACCCCUUAGUAACAAUAAACAAUGGUACAAUUACAAAUGGCUUUGAUAACGAGACAUGUCCUUUAACCACAGAAGACUAUAUGACAGAAAGCGAAAAUUUAACGUCUUCACAUAAUAAAACAUUACUAAAUACAACUGCGGUGGAGGUGACAACAGCGUACGACAAAAUUAAAUUUUUCGAAAUGUAUGACAGACAUACAUCCUUCCCGUAUUAUGAUGAAAACAGAAGAUUAAUGGACGUUGACAAUAUUGAUAUGUUGAAGAAGGGUAACAUUAAUGAACGAAAAACACUUUUGGAACACGUUGAUCAAGAUAUUUCUAAAGAAAAUAGUCAGCCUCAUAAGUCAAAACAUUCUAAAAAACAUAUAGUUGAAACUUUCAAAAACGAUGUCAACCUCCAAAGUGAUAUCAAUUCAAUUCCAGUUCAGAACAAAACAAUGAAACCUGAAAUCUUGAAUGAUUCAAAUACAAACACUAAUAAUAUAUCGUCGGUAACAAAACAAGACAUGAAACAAAUGUUACUAUCUCAAUCAAAAGUUUCUGAUUCACUCGAGUACAAAAGGAGCAAACAUGUGGAGUGGACUCAGUACCCAUUUGUUGCUGCUUAUGUGUAUGAGCCCUCACAGGUACACUGUGACGCUGCUGGUAUCAGUCCUCAUUGGUUGAUCACAUCUGGGUCAUGUCUGUCAAGGCAUCACAAGAAACCAGGUGGAGAAGGUCGGUCAGCCUUUGUGACGUAUUGUGGAGAUUCUUGGUGGACUCCAGAACGAGUGGCUUACGUCAAGUAUAGCCUGGUGCACCCACGUUUUAAUCCAAGGGAUAAAACGCGAAGACAUCUUUAUAAUAUCGGUCUAAUUCAAGUAGUAACUUCAAUGUCAUCUGCAUGCAGCGCCUGGUCAUCGAUUUCCAUGAUGUCCCAUCAAUUUGUAGCUGAUGACGAAGGAUCUGUUGCCAAUGCUGUUGGGUGGGGUUUAGACAGAUUCGACACAAGAUAUUCGUCCAAUGAUUUGCCGAAGUCACCGCUUAUGUCAUAUGAAAAUGAAGUAUUCUCUGGUUCCUGCCCUGGCAAUGUAGGGUACAGUAAAGCGAAGCGUCUUGCUGAAGAAGGUGGCGUCAAAAACGUGUACUGCCUUGCUUUGCCACCGUAUGCUGGCGAGGACACCGAUCCUAUACACGGUGGCUUGCUGCUCGUGGGAGGAAAAUUGGUCGCCUUAUACUUACAGGAGGAAAGACGGCCUUGGGGCGACCAGAGUGCACAGUACACAGGUAUCUGGCGACUGGUCCCAUGGGUACUCGAUGUAGCUCGAGAAAAUGAUGACGUCGACGCUUUCACACUCGAUAUGUAA
Spodoptera littoralis (African cotton leafworm) is the source of this 2304-nucleotide messenger RNA. The record is from the annotation of a GenBank genome assembly. NCBI's taxonomy places the organism in Eukaryota, Metazoa, Arthropoda, Insecta, Lepidoptera, Noctuidae.